CCCAGGAGUUUCAGGGGUUUCUCAACUUCAGCUGACGGUGAAUCACUAAGAGUGGAUGAAAACCAAACGCGUUUAACAUUCAGCGUUCACCUCGUUUGUAGACCCCAUUAAAGGAGAAACCGUGUUCAGUUAAACUACUAGUCCCGUGUUGAUUCGCAGUCGCACCAUGUCUGCUGUGAAAGCGCUUCAACAGUGGUGUAAAAUCCAGUGUGCAGGAUACCGGGACGUGUCGAUCACUAACAUGACCACAUCGUUCCGGGACGGUUUGGCUUUCUGCGCUCUAAUUCACAAACACAGACCGGAGUUGAUAGACUUUGACUCUUUGAGCAAGGAAAAUAUUUACGAAAACAAUAAACAGGCUUUCGAGGUGGCAGAGAAUGAGUUGGGUAUACCUGCCCUGUUGGAUGCCGAAGACAUGGUGGCUCUAAAAGUGCCUGAUCGACUCAGCAUUCUGACCUAUGUGUCCCAGUACUACAACUACUUCCAUGGACGUUCUCCCAUUGGAGGUAUGGGUGCGAUUAAAAGGCCAGCCGAAGAGUCUAAUGAAGCGCCAUCUGAGAAGAAGAACCAACCUGUCACAGCUAAAGUUUUCGCUUCACCUAAACCAGCCACAGAAAAUAAGACGCCGAAACCGGUAAACGAAAAUAAGAGAGAAGUUUUGGCUGAACGUGCCAAUAAAUCAUCAGGAUCUCUGAGCAGCAGCUGUACUGUUUGUAACCAACAUGUUCACCUUGUGCAGCGCCACCUAGUAGAUGGCAAACUCUACCACAGGAACUGCUUUAAAUGCAGAGAGUGUUCCACUAUUCUUCUCUCUGGCACCUACAAGGCUGGAAAAGAAGCUGGCACUUUCAUCUGCAAGACACACACAAGCACAGAGAAGCCUUUAACAGCGCCAACCACACACAUCACAGUGCCUUCACCAAAGACGCAGUCUACCUUUAUAACCAAGACUGUCCAGAAUGCAUCCGGGGGAGGUACUGGAAAAUCUGGUUUAACACCUAACGCAUCUAAACCGGAUUGGCUGGCCAAUAAAAGUGACCGUACACCCACCCGUGGGUUAGCCGUCACACCUACUCCAGCAGUUCAGUUCAAGCCAGUACCAAAAACAACUCCGACAUCAGAGACAACAACUGUGAAAACCGCUUUUAACCCCAAAACACCCACGGAGCCUCUUAAAGCUGUAAGCAACAGUGUACAAGAAGCCAGAAAGAGAUUCUUUGAGCCUAGCAUUACUGUGCCUGAAAGUAAGAGCACCCCAUCAUACACCUCAACUACACCUGUGAGUACAACAAGUGUUACUCCUACAACAGAGAGUACGACGCCUAGAGUCCCAGCAGGAGCUGGAGCAGGUAAAAAAAGAGUCCUUCUACGGGUCGGAGACGGGGCAAAAACACAGGACACAGAAAAAGAGAAGGAGAAUGAAAAGGAGAAAGCCAAGGAUGUGAUUGGAAAGAUGGUGACGGAGGGAAAAAAUAAUAACAGCUUGUCUCCGAGUCCAGCAGGGCUGAAAGCAAGCAGCAGUAAUGUUUCCCCUGUGGAAUCGGGUGCUAAAGGCUCCUUUGGUAGGGUGCGUCUCAAAGCACUGGAUACCGAUGUGAAACCUGCUGCCCCCGCUGCUUCAGCACCAUCCUGGAUCAAAGAUAAUAAAACCUUAUCCAGGCCCGUGAGCACGCUGUCGUCCGAGAGCAAAGACAAUGAUACGUCUCCAUCUGGCUGGAGGUCCAUGCUCAAACCUGUGAAAACUCCUCCCAGUAAUAUAGAAAGCACCGGCUCAUCCUCCAAGAGGCCGGAAGCAGCAGCAGCUUCUCCACGGACAUCAGGUCUGGGAAUCACCACAGCGUCCAUUCCUGCUCCCUCUACCACCAGCAUCUCCAUCAGUAUCAGCUCCACGAAAGGGCCCUCACCUAGCCCGAUGAACAACAGGCCUAAAGCUAGUGACUCCAGCAGUGUUUCUCCGGUUAGUCCCUCAGGGACUGAAACUCACAAAUCACACAAGCCGGGUUACAUUCCAAAAGAAGACAUUCAGAAAGAGCUGAAAGAAAUUGAGAUGAAUAUGAACGAGUUGCAGAAAAGAGGAGUAGACCUGGAAAAACAACUCCGACAAAGUGAUGAGGAUGGAGAAGAGGACACUGUAAUGAAUGACUUAAUGGUGGACUGGUUUACCCUCAUCAGAAACAAACAGGUCUACAUGAGACGCGAAUCCGAGCUUGUGUACAUCGCCAAGACGCAGGAUCUAGAAGAAGAACAGCCCAGUGUUGAGGCCGAGCUCAGGAGACUGCUGGAGACCCCAGACAAUCUGAAGACCUACCACGAGCGUAAACGAGAGAAAGAGCUGAUGGCCAAACUUGUGGAGAUAGUUAAUGACCGGAACGCCAUAUUAGAGGGGCUGGAUGAAGACAGACUGAGGGAGAAAGAGGAGGAUGAGGAGCUGAAUAAGAUGAUGCAGAAUCUUGGUACCAACGAUGUGAAGAAAGAAAAAGUCAAGAGAAAAUCUUCCAUAUCCCGAUGGUUUAGCAUAAAGAAGUAAACGGGCGUCUGCUGAUGACUGAUCCUCGUGGAUGGUGUGUGUGUGUUUGAGGUCAGAUCACAAAAUCUAGAUUUAAACAAAUGGUAUUGUUGUGAAAUCACAUCAUUAUGUAUUGUCACACUGUUUUUGUUUUUUUCCUCCACAUACUUUUGCACAUUUUUCUCCUUAUCUCCUGUCUUUGUGGGUGUGAUAUGCUCAUUUUGUUAGCAAACGUUUUGCACUUGAAUCCUCUGAAUAAUGUAGAUUGAAUCUCUCAGUCAGUGUUUCAUUAGGGAAUUAAACAGUGUUGAGAGAAAGGAAGUCUUGGUCAUAUUGAUUCAUAUUGGAUCAAAGCUGAAAUGGACAGGUUGAGGUCCGACUGUACUAUAAUUCAAUUUUUUUUUACAUGUAUUUUUAGUUAAGAACAUAUUUCUUUUCUAUUUGAAUCAUUUUAAUGGUAUUAUACUGUCUUGGCAGCAGGGGGCAGACAGUGACUGAUUUGACACUGUUUGCCAUGUAAUUUCUCAACAGACUGUAAGAGCACUGAUUUAAAAGGGUCUUUUAAGCAAUUACUUGGUAUUGUUAAUUUUAAAAAUCUGUAAUGUUGCUUUUUAUUUAUUAUUUCCAUAUGAAUUGUUGGAGUAUGAUCUGCAAUUUUUGUUUCCUUUUUGCUGUAUUUGAUCAAUCAGCACGUCUUAAAAUGUGUAACAAGCUGUUUAAGCAUUUCGCUUUUAAUUUAAUUUUAAGUCAAAAGGUCUCCGUUUUUUUUACCCAGUACCCAUCAUCUAUUUCCAAACCUUUAUACAGUGUACAAUAAACUUUAAUAAUCAACAUGAAA
Messenger RNA from Pimephales promelas (fathead minnow), 3344 nucleotides. It is a transcript of the gene micall2b, whose product is annotated as mical-like 2b. Lineage: Eukaryota; Metazoa; Chordata; Actinopteri; Cypriniformes; Leuciscidae. Gene Ontology annotation, molecular function: protein binding. The record is from RefSeq and is a predicted model, not a curated record.